AUGGAUGUCGUAGUCUGGUCCCUCUUCUCAAUCGGACAAAGGCAGAGGACCAGAGUCCUUAUUCCUCCUUCGUGUGUUGCUGACCGAUUGAAUCAGACGAAGAAAGAAGACGAUGACGGUUUCAAGAUGAACAGAACACAAGCCUUAGCACCGACCACGCCAUCUCUCGACCCUCCUGGCUCCAUCAAACGACCCUCAGGUGAGCUUCAGCUUCAGAGGGUUAGGGUUUCGCUGCCAGAGCUUCGAUCUGGUGGCGUUCAUAUUUUCUGUCGGUGGUGUUCAUCUUUUCUGCCUGUGGUGUUCACGAUUUCCGGCGAGAGUAAAGCCUGGCUUUGCACCGUAUGCCUCCAUCUCCUUCGACUCCCAUCUCUGCAAAGCCUCUUCCUCGCUGACAUUUUACCGCCGGCUACAAUUAUACCCUCAAUCGAUCGUCAGGCUAUCCAUCAUCUAUCAGCAAUCUCGCCCAAAACUCCAACAUCAAUCUUCCAGUUUUUCGAUCUGCCAAGAUCGACCUUCAGGCUCGCCAUCGAUCUUCAAGCUCUAACCCUUGCAAUUAUCAGUCUUCCAAUUUCUCGGUUUUAUUGUUGGCGUUAUUGUCAUUUUCACAGGGUUAACUAA
Molecule: messenger RNA, 618 nt
Organism: Lactuca saligna
Lineage: Eukaryota; Viridiplantae; Streptophyta; Magnoliopsida; Asterales; Asteraceae
Source: the annotation of a GenBank genome assembly